UAAGCAAGCUUCAUGCGAGACCUCUUUCUCUCUCUCUCUCUCUUUCUUUCUUUCUCUCUCUUACUUAGAGUAUAUGACUGAGCCAUAGCUCUCCUGAGGAAAAGCCCAAAUGGCUUUUGUGGUCCUCACACUCACUAACCGUCCUUUUCAUCGCCUCUAUAUCUGAAUCUUGCUCUUCUCUUGUUUUUCUUGCCACACCAAUCUUUUCUUUUUUCUCCAAGAGAAUGGAAUCGCCCAACUUUGGCGAAGACGAGAGGAGCUUGAAGGACAACAAGAUGGAGGACGAAGAUUUGGAAGAGGAGGAGGAAGACGAAGACGAGAGCAGUGAAGCUGACAGGAAGAGAGCGAGGGCCGCCACUAGGUCCACCAGGAAAGGCGGAUCAUGCAGCGGAUGGGCGCCACCGCCGUUGUGCCAGGCGGAGAAUUGCUCCGUCGACAUGACCGACGCCAAGCGGUAUCACCGCCGGCACAAAGUGUGCGAGUUCCACGCCAAGGCCUCAGUCGCCAUGGUCGCGGGUCUCCGGCAGCGGUUUUGCCAACAAUGUAGCAGGUUCCACGAGCUGUCAGAGUUCGAUGAAACUAAAAGGAGUUGCCGGAGGAGGCUGGCUGGGCACAACGAGCGGCGGCGCAAAAGCUCUUAUGAUAAUCAAGGAGAAGGCUCGAACUGAAAAAUAAGAAACGAGACUUUUAUGAAGCAUCAGACGCUUCCUUUUACAACCGAGUUUGGGAUCGAAUUAAGAUCCAAAUUUCAGUUAUGUGGUUUCUAAGCAUGCUCUCUCUCUUCUGUCAAUCCUUGACUCCCCGAAUGCUACGAUGUUUAAGCAAUAUUCUUAAACUGGAUUUUGCAAAAGAGUAUGCUUCAAGUAUCA
Molecule: messenger RNA, 869 nt
Organism: Eucalyptus grandis
Lineage: Eukaryota; Viridiplantae; Streptophyta; Magnoliopsida; Myrtales; Myrtaceae
Product: squamosa promoter-binding-like protein 3
Exons: 2
Coding region: 225-668 (147 amino acids)
Biological process (GO): flower development
Cellular component (GO): nucleus
Molecular function (GO): DNA binding; DNA-binding transcription factor activity
Source: RefSeq, a predicted model, not a curated record